AUGGUAAAUAGGAAUCAAAAUGCUGAUGAUAUUAUACGUCAAGUUCAACAUGAUGAUUUAGCAGCAGAUAAUAACCUAGCAGCUAUAGUCGAAAGAAUUAUGGUUCGAAAUGGGGUAAAUUUUGGCCUUAGAAGACCAAAUUAUACGUCGCCUUUAGCAGAGUAUAUCUUACAAGCGGAAGCACCCCUAAGGACCAAAAUCCCCAAAUUCACCAAGUUUGUUGGGGAUACUACUAAGUCUAUUGUUGAACACGUGGUGAGAUACUUAAUCGAGGCUGGAGAUAUGUCAAAUAAUGAGAGCCUUCGAUUGAAAUUUUUUCCAAGUUCUCUUACAAAGAAUGCUUUCACAUGGUUCACAAUUUUGCCCCAAAAUUCGAUCCACUCAUGGAACCAACUGGAAAGAAUGUUCCAUGAACAGUUCUACAUGGGGCAAACGAAGAUAAGUUUGAAAGAGUUUGCUAGUGUCAGACAAAAAUUCACUGAGCCAAUCGAUGACUAUCUGAACAGAUUUCGACUACUCAAAGCCGAGUGUUUUACGUAA
Lathyrus oleraceus (garden pea) is the source of this 540-nucleotide messenger RNA. RefSeq lists its product as uncharacterized. Lineage: Eukaryota; Viridiplantae; Streptophyta; Magnoliopsida; Fabales; Fabaceae. The transcript has a single exon. Bases 1 to 540 code for a protein of 179 amino acids. The record is from RefSeq and is a predicted model, not a curated record.